AAUUUAAUUCUUCAGCUGAAAUGACCCAAAUACAAGACAGUCAGAAAUCAUGGCUUCCAAACAGAGUUGUCUUUAAACCUAGUGUAGUACCAGAUGUCAUGUUUUCAAAUGAAAAUACAUGUUUGUUGUAACAUGUUUUUUUUUCAAAACUGCACAUUGGAGACCUAUAAAUUAAAUGUGCAUUUGUGAAGACGUUUGAUGGAACUUGAUUGUUAGCUACAAUUACUUUAACAUCAGUAUACGUUAAGGAAUCCUCAGGAGUAAAAAGUAAAAGAAUAUGGCAGAGGUGUCGAUGGAAAGAAACGGACGUCUCUCCGCGGCAAAAUGUCUUUUGUAUAACUGGGUAGAAGAGAGAGCUACAGGGCCACUGGAUAAUGAUGGAUCCCAGAUAGAUAGAAGUGAAGCCAUAAGGCAUAAACAUGGGCAUAGAGGAAUUCUCUCUGUGGAUCUGCUGUGUGAAGUUACAGAUAGAACAACUACACGAGAAUCAUAUACUGCUCCAAAGGGUCUCGGAGUACGACAAAGAGGAAUGAAAGAAGAACUUUUAGAAAAAUACCUGUACCAGAAGAUAAGUGAAGAGGUGUUAAAUGAGUUUAACUCUCCUCCUCCAUUGGAACAGCUGAUGUCAGUAACGAGACGUGACUAUAACAUUGAGGGUUUUAAGUCAGUCCCUCCACCCCCCACCAAGGCGCAUGACUACAAAACAGAACAGCCAGUAACCUAUUGGUCUGAGAAUGCUCAUAAAAUACAAGGUGUAACAGCUGUCCGAACCAGGGACACACCAUUUAAAAAGAACAGCUCCUUCAGCAAACCUAUCAGUGAAUGCCUUGAUGAUCCUAUGCCUUACACAGAGGAGAACUAUCCUAAUCUGUAGGAGUUACUGAGUUUUAACACAUUUCUAAACUUAGAUCGUAUUACAGGAAUCUUUCCCUGUUUUGAAUUUUUGUAGCUGCAUCAAGUCUUAGAAUUUUACAGUCUCUUUUUGAAGUUGGAUUCUUUUUUUAGAAAAGUACUGGAAAUGCUUCCAUGGCAACCAAGCUGUCUGCUAUCUCAUUUGUAAGCAGUUGCCAGUGGCAGAACCUUGUUACAAAUGGGUACCAAAUGUAUAUGUAUCACAAGUAAAAUAAAUAUUUGGACUUGUU
Messenger RNA from Acipenser ruthenus (sterlet), 1142 nucleotides. Its product is annotated as sperm-associated antigen 8. The transcript has 7 exons. The record is from RefSeq and is a predicted model, not a curated record. Bases 278 to 874 code for a protein of 198 amino acids. Lineage: Eukaryota; Metazoa; Chordata; Actinopteri; Acipenseriformes; Acipenseridae. Gene Ontology annotation, cellular component: nucleus; cytoplasm. Gene Ontology annotation, molecular function: microtubule binding. Gene Ontology annotation, biological process: positive regulation of transcription by RNA polymerase II.